Messenger RNA from Alosa alosa (allis shad), 2086 nucleotides. RefSeq names its product phosphatidylinositol glycan anchor biosynthesis, class C (gene pigc). NCBI's taxonomy places the organism in Eukaryota, Metazoa, Chordata, Actinopteri, Clupeiformes, Clupeidae. Gene Ontology annotation, cellular component: membrane; glycosylphosphatidylinositol-N-acetylglucosaminyltransferase (GPI-GnT) complex. Gene Ontology annotation, biological process: GPI anchor biosynthetic process. The transcript has 2 exons. The record is from RefSeq and is a predicted model, not a curated record. The coding region runs from base 864 to 1745 and encodes 293 amino acids.
CCUGGAAAAUCAUUGUGUGGUGGUCAAUGUUGAUAUUGUGGUGGGCUGCCACAAAUAAGUCAAUGUAUGGGGAAACACUGCCUACGGUAUCAACUGCAUGGUCUCCUCAGUCCACCCGACCGCAUCCCCUUCCCUUACCUGCCCCGACGCAGCUUCCCGUAGUACACAGCCGCAGGGUGACCCAUGGUCUGCUUCACAGUAGAAUUGUUCUGCGAGAUCACAGACUACAAAAUAGGAUACAGAUCAUCUCUGUGAGGCUACUACAAUAUAGAGUGAUGCAAUGUCUGUCCAGAUUCACCAAAUGGCCAGACUUUUGCCUGUUUCCAAAUAAAUGGUCCUUGUAAGGGUGCAAAUGUGAGGCAAUGUAUAAAAUCUCACCAUGGUAGGCAGAAUGGUUGUCUCUGUGUUUUUGGGUUGGACUACACGAAUCAGAUGAGGAGCACUGGGCCAAGUCUUCUGUCUUAUCAUGGAGUUGUAGCUUGUGCACAAAAGAACAUCAUGAGACAAGGGAUGACAGGACUUGAAAACAUCCAUUCAAAUUUGCAAUCCUCUACCUGACAUUUGCAAUGCCUCUCGGUUGGAAGAGUUUACUUUGGAGUUCAGGACAACAAAUAUUCACUGUAGACAUCUGGAAAAGAAUAGUUCUUAAUCUUAAAAUAGUGAAAAAUGAAAUAAGACAUGAAUGCAUCAGUAAAUAAGUAAUACAUAAAUGACUAUGGUUUAUAUUGAUUCAAUUCCACCUCUUGACGGCAGAGGUCCCUAUAUCGUCUUAACCAUUUUAUAUUUCACAUAGAUGUCACUUCCGUGUAGUAGGCUACAGAGAUUUAGUAGGAAAUGAGAAAGGGACAACCACCCCUCUGGUGAUGGGGGCCGAUAGCGGUCCUGGUGCUCCCCCUGCAGUCCUCUGGCGCAAAGUCCUGUACGAGCGCCAGUCAUACCCGGACAAUUAUGUUGACCCCCGCUUCCUGGAAGAUCUGAGGCGAAAUGUCGGAGUUCGUCAGUACCGAUACUGGAAUGUGGUGCGUGAGGCUGGUCUCGUGUCCCAGCAGGUGUCUUGCGUAUCCUUGUUUGUCACGCUGUGGUCCUACAUGGAGCAAGGACACCUCUCUCCCUCUACGUUACUGUCCGCCGGACUGCUGAGUUCCCUGGUGGGAUAUGGACUCUACAAGGUGCUGGGUGGCAGCAGAAGCGAUGACCGGACAUCAUGGGCCGAUCUCCAGAGUGCUGCAAUCUUUUUGGCCUUCACGUUUGGCUUCUCCCCAGUGCUGAAAACUCUCACUGAAUCGGUCAGCACAGACACCGUGUACGCCAUGUCUGCGAUGAUGCUCUUGGCUCACCUGGUGUCCUUCCCUUAUGCCCAGCCUAGUCCCCCAGGUAGCCUAUCUCUGAACGCAGCCCUGUUUGCUUCCGUUUGCCUGGCAUCGCGUUUGCCAGGGGCGCUCCACACCUUUGCCAUGCUAACUUGCGCCCUGCUGGUCUUCGCUUUGUGGCCUUGUCUACUGCACAGACUGACGGAGCACGCCCCUUGGAGUUUCCCCUGGAUAGCCAGCCUGGUGUCAUUUGGUGGAGUGAUGGGCCUGGGCUCCCUCUGGCCUACAGGAGCUCUGUUGUUCGCAUUUGCCCUCCUCACACUCACCCUGAUCUGCCCUCUGUUACUAGUGCGCCUACAGAGGCACAAGGACAACAUCCACGGGCCCUGGGAUGAGGCGGAGAUACGAGAAGACCUUUCCCACUUUUUGAACUGAGACCGAGGGGCAGUAACAAAGUCACUUGCCACUUGUAAUCAGUCUUUGACACUGAAGGGCUUGCGGUAAUUGACUAAAACGAUUGCUACCAAGUUGUCCCUUUUUAAAAACAUUUAGGUUAACCUGUUUUAAGUAGACAUUAUUGUUGCACUGAGGCCAUCUCAGUUCUCAGGAAUAUGCAUUAUACAUUCCCAAGAAAGAGACUUUUAUCCUUCCAUUUUACUGCUCUGCUGUAUAGAAAGAAUACGGUCAAGAGACUAGGCUAAAUGUUUUUGUACAGUGAUGGCCAAAAGUAUUGGCACCCAUGCUAAAGUUGACUGAAAAGAGGAAUAUAAAAUCAU